AUGUUGAUCGUACAUGCUGCUCCACGCGACUCGGAUUGGCCGCCCUGGCGCGCUGUUCGGUGCUCGGAGUUCAGUACGCUGCUGCCGCCGCCACCGCUUGCUUGGCCGAGGCGAAGCGCGAAGGCAGCGGGCAAGGUUUACUUCGAGUUCGAGUCUGAGUUCGAGUUCAAGUUCAAGUUCGAGGGCUCAGGACGCCGCUGCGUUACUGUCGCUUGCGGUCUCUCGCUCCACAUCGCGCGGCCCCGCGCCGUUUGUGCGCCCGCUCCACCGUCCUUCGGUGGUCUUCUCGCACGUCCUACCCCUGCCCUGCCCGCCGGCGUUCCCACAUCCCCGCAUUCCCCAGCCCCGCAGUCGCGCGCCCGCGCGCCUCGAGGCGCGCCGUUCUCACACGCGCCCGCACAUAACGCCGAGGCGUCGACCGCCGAUUGUCGACUAUCGUCUGCCGCUUCGCCGCGCGAUCUGCGGCUCUGUCUGCGCAUGCGCGCGCGCACCCCUCCUUCUCGCGCGUCGUUCUCGCGCGUCGUUCUCAUCGCUCUCGUCAUUCGCGCCCUGCCCUGCCUCGCCGAUCUGGCCGGCCUGGCCAAACACCGCGCGCGCCGCGGGCAGCGGGCAGCGCGCGUCCACAGGCCCGCAAGACACGUCCCCGGGUCGCUCAGCUCGGCUAAGCCCAGCUCAGGCCGGGGCGCGCACGCCGCCGCGCCGCGCUUCGUGCUCGCUCGCUCGCUCGUCCGAGCCUGUCUGACGCUAUCACCACCGCCGAGCACCGCCGCCGAGCACCACGGACGCACGGACGCACGGACAGGCGGGCGCGCGGCGGGCCAGCGUCUGGCGGGGCCCGUCCCCGUCCCCGUCCCCGUCCCCGUCCUCGUUCGCGAGUUUGGCAGACAACGGACAGUGCGCUAG
Molecule: messenger RNA, 903 nt
Organism: Heterobasidion irregulare TC 32-1
Lineage: Eukaryota; Fungi; Basidiomycota; Agaricomycetes; Russulales; Bondarzewiaceae
Exons: 3
Coding region: 1-903 (300 amino acids)
Source: RefSeq, a predicted model, not a curated record